Messenger RNA from Blepharisma stoltei, 1827 nucleotides. The record is from the annotation of a GenBank genome assembly. Lineage: Eukaryota; Ciliophora; Heterotrichea; Heterotrichida; Blepharismidae.
AUGGUAAAAAAGGUCGGGAGCUAUCAGCUUGAUAGGAAGAUUGGUGAAGGAAACUACGGAACUGUAUUUAUUGGGGUGCAUUCUGAAUCAAAACAAGUAGUUGCAGCCAAGUCUGUUCUGUUGGGGAAGCUGAAUCCUAAACUAAUAAAGCAGAUGGAAGCUGAGAUAGCUGUGCUAAAGGGGUCAAAUUGCCCUAGCAUUAUUAAGCUUUACGACGUUCUUAAGACCCAAAACAACAUUUAUCUCAUCAUGGAGUUUUGUGCAGGGGGAGAUCUCGAGCAUUAUGUCAAAAUUCAUGGAAGAGUUGCUGAGCCACUUGCCAAAAAAUGGUUGAGUCAACUUGUCGAGGCUUUUAUUUAUUUACAAGAAAAAAGAAUCAUGCACAGAGACUUGAAGCUUGCCAACAUUUUACUGACCAGUGAAAACGAAAAUGAAGCUGAAAUUAGAGUGGCAGAUUUCGGCUUCGCCAGGAUUUUAAAUGAGAACUCUCUCGCGAUUACUCAGCUGGGCACUCCAAUGUUUAUGGCUCCUGAAAUAUUUAAUAGCGAUGCUUAUAGCUUUAAAGCUGAUGUGUGGAGCUUAAUCCUCCACUUGGUUAGUGAGCAAUUUUUUUUUAGAAAAUAAGCCAGCGAGAAAAAUAUUUUUUUUAGUUAGAUCUAAUUGAAUGACUAUAAUUGAUAUCUCCAGAAAAUUAUAUUAAAUUUUAGACAGUAUUUCUAAAAAUCAUAUAUUUUUUUCAUUAAUUUUUACAAAAAAUAAAAUUAGCCCCCUUCCAUUAGCAAGCAAAAUAAUUUUGUUCAAUAUCUAAGCACAGAGUUAGGAGUCCUGUCCUAUGAAAUUCUACUUGGAGCUCCAGCAUUUUUGUGCAGAACCUUGAAUCAACUAAGAAAACUUCAAAAAGAAGAAAUAAAAUUCCCAGAAAACUCACCACUGUCAGAUGAUGCUAAAAACUUUAUCAGAUCAAUGCUUACCUACAACCACAACGAAAGGCCAAGCUUUCAAGAGUUACGUUCACAUCCAUUUUUCCAAGAAAUUUACAAUAUCCCUCAUCCGAUUCAACCUCAUGAAAUCGCUGCAAGCCCUGAAAUACAUAUGGAAGACCCUCCAAAAGAAGAGAUAAAGGAAGAGCAAAAAGAGCCAGCAAUUGAUACCAUCAACGAGGAAGAUUAUGAAAUUUUGGAAAAAUGCGAAGUUGAAGACUCUAUUCCAGAAAAAGUUGAAGCUGUAAGCCCUGCUAAAAAGGUGGAAGAAGUAAAAAUUGAGCCUCCAAAACCUGCUGAUGUCAUUGAAAGGCCUCCUUCUAUUGCAAAACCUCCUCCAAAGCAAGAAACUGCAUCAAACUUAGUCAGCAAAACCACUGAUCUUGACUACCAAGCAAGUCUCCUCGAUAUCCUUAUUGAAAAUGCUAACAAUUACUCUCAGCAAAACCGAAAUGUAUUAGCAUUUGCUGUAGUCAGAUAUUGCAAAAUAAAAUACGAAGAGCUUUUCAACUCUUCAGAAAAAAUUGCCCAGGACUUUUCUUUAACCAGAAGCAGAGAUGAAAUGUUUAGCGAACUUUAUGAUAAAAUCCAAAUGCAGCUGAUCAUUGUAGGCGAGCAAGCUGAAAGUUUGGAGGCCAGAAUUAAGCCUUAUUCACUUCCAAACUUAGUGCCAGAGCUAGUUGAAGAAGGAUUGACACUCCUUAACACCAAUGAGCAGGCCAAAAUCAAACUUUCUAUCUCUUUGUUUACUAUUGCAGCGGAAAUUGAUCCAAAUAAUGCAGUCUUAAGUGAUCUCAUGAAAAGUGCUUAUGAAAAGUUCCAAAAAGGUAUCAGAGAUCAAUAUUAA